AUGGCGCAGUGGUCAGUGGACGUUGCGGUAGCCGCGGACCCGUACUACGUUCCCAGGCAUUCCAACUGGGCUGGGGACGUGGACGGCGUCGUGGCCAUCGUCACGCCGUCGGCGGCUCCCCCUCUCGUCGUAAAAGAGAGGGGGGCCGGUUACGUGGUGGCAGUGUGCGGAGGAGGGGUGGCGGUAGUGGGCGUUUAUUUUUCGCCCAACCGCCUAAUGGUCGAGUUUGAGUCGUUCUUGUUGAGGCUCAGCUCGGCCGUGAGGAGGCUCGCCCCGGCGAAUAUUUUGGUAAUGGGCGACCUCAAUGCCAAAUCGCCGGCUUGGGGCAGCCGCUUGCCUAACGCCAAGGGGCGAGCGGUGCAUGCGUGGGUGACGGCCAACGGCCUGGUCGUCGCCAACCGCGGCACCGCCAACACCUGCGUGAGGAGGUGGGGGGGUUCCAUCGUGGACAUAACGUUCGCGACCCCCACCCUAGCCUCACAAGUGCAGGACUGGCGGGUGCUGGAGGGGGAGGAGACCCUUUCGGACCACGUAUACAUAAGGUUCAGGGUCUCCUCCUCGCAGGCGUCAACGACGGCGCCUGCACGGCGAGGGCGAGGGCGAGAGGGGUUUCCCCGUUGGGCCCUCGCCAAAUUCGAUGCCGAAAGGGCAACGGAGGCGGCUAUCGUGGCCGCAUGGGGUUUCCCCCCAAGUGGGUUCGAACGAGAUGGCAGUCGGGUUCAGAAGGAAUCUGACUGCCAUCUGCGAUGCCGCAAUGCCCCGUACCGGCGGCAGGCCUCCCAACAAGAGGGAGGUCUACUGGUGGACGCACGAGCUCGCGCUUCUGCGAUCCGCCAGCAACGCCGCGCGGAGGGCGCACAAGCGGUGUCGCAGAAGGCGUCACACGCCCCAGGAGGAGGAAAUCCACCACGCCGCCUACAGGGCGGCGCAAGAGGAGCUCCGAGUCGGCAUAAGCCGGGCCCAAGAUCUGGCCCGGCAGGAGUUCCUAGCCACGUUGGAUGGGGACCCCUGGGGGCGCCCGUACAAGAUGGUGCGCAACAAGUUGCAGCACCGGGCGCCCCCCGCCGAGACGAUGGAGACGGAGCUCCUCAAUCAAGUGGUGGCUGGCCUGUUCCCGGAGGGGGAUGA
This is a messenger RNA of Hyposmocoma kahamanoa, 1128 nucleotides long. RefSeq lists its product as uncharacterized. Gene Ontology annotation, molecular function: catalytic activity. Bases 1 to 1128 code for a protein of 375 amino acids. The record is from RefSeq and is a predicted model, not a curated record. The transcript has a single exon. Lineage: Eukaryota; Metazoa; Arthropoda; Insecta; Lepidoptera; Cosmopterigidae.